AUGGCAGAUAAUAAGGUCAACGAACUUUUGGUCAAAGCGCGAGAAGCUGUAUCAUUUCCCGUCGAGGAAUUAACAAACUUCUUGGACGAUGGUGCCAAAAACACAGUUCCAGAAAAAGAACCUGUGUUCACCAACCAAGACAAAGUUUUUCUUGAUAGAGAACAAAGUUAUCUGAGAACUUUGCAAAAAAUGAAGAGAUUAUUACAAAUCAAGAAACAAUAUGACCUAUCGCCGAAAGAUUGGUAUUUUCUGGUUAAAGCAACUGGCGAAGCGAUUCCUAUUGCAUUGGUACCUAAUCAUGGAGCAGUAUUUGCGAGACUUAUUAUUGACAAUAAGGAUUACGGAGUUCAUCCCUUCAUAGUGCAAUUACGUGGCGAGGGUCACAAGCCAUUACCGGGAAUUGAGAUCGGUGACAUUGGACCAAAACUUGGAUUUAAUAAUAUGGAUAAUGGAUUCGUUCGCUUUACAAAAGUUCGUAUUCCGCGUACCAACAUGCCAAUGAAGUACUCUAAAGUCUCGAACACUGGAGUCUACAGCACUCCACCCCAUGCAAAGAUAGUCUACGGGGCAUUGGUGGCAGGGCGCGCAGACAUCAUCUAUAAUUCUUCAGAGUUUCUUGCAAAGGUUCUAACGAUAGCCAUAAGAUACUCGAUUAUUCGUAAACAAGGCAACAAUUAUAAAGAUUCGAGUCAGGAAUCACAAGUGCUAGAUUAUCAAUUUCAACAGUACAAAUUAUUCAAGGGUUUGGCGAUAGCGUACAUGUGUUUCUUCAGUGCAAAGCUCGUGAAAAAGUUAUAUGAAGAUAAUUUGUCUAAAGUUGGACAAGGAGACGUUAGUUUGAUGGCCGAGGUGCACAUCACUUCUGCGGGAUUAAAAGCUUUAUGCACUGAUCUGGUAACUGAAUCGAUGGAAGAGGCAAGACGCUGUUGUGGUGGUUCGUAG
This is a messenger RNA of Acaulospora colombiana, 942 nucleotides long. Lineage: Eukaryota; Fungi; Glomeromycota; Glomeromycetes; Diversisporales; Acaulosporaceae. The record is from the annotation of a GenBank genome assembly.